This is a messenger RNA of Fonsecaea multimorphosa CBS 102226, 1668 nucleotides long. RefSeq lists its product as uncharacterized. The record is from RefSeq and is a predicted model, not a curated record. The transcript has 2 exons. Lineage: Eukaryota; Fungi; Ascomycota; Eurotiomycetes; Chaetothyriales; Herpotrichiellaceae. The coding region runs from base 1 to 1668 and encodes 555 amino acids.
AUGGCUCAUGGCGAGCCUCAAAAGAUCGACACCGUCAUUGUCGAUCGAAGGGGAAGCAAAACUGACCAUGGAUCUCUCGUCAACUCCAUAGGAAACGGCCCCUCCGCCUUGAUUCUUUCGUACAUCCUCCAUGGGCACAUUCCCUACUACGAUAAAUCCAGUCCACAUCCCGAUGCCAUCCUCAAUGAGAAGCUACUUCGAUUGGCCCACGAUCUUCUCGAUAUCGACUUUGACUACUUGACGGAGCAUUUUGCGGGUUCGCGGUUUUCUUACUCAACUCAAGCCCUCCCGGUCAACGUCUUGCUCGACACAUUAGUGAGGCCUCUGGGGGAAACAGAUGACGCCGAGAAAAAGACAUGUGUCAGGUGGGCAUACGAGCCCUCACGAGCGGUACCUCACAUGGUCAUUGGACAAACCCACAGCGCGGGCGGACAAUGGGUAGAGAAUCCUGUUCGUGCGAGUUGGGAUAUUGGAACCCUCAGUUAUGCGGGAAUGAUCUCCCUCCCAGGCUACGGUUUUGAUGAACACUAUCAGAAACGAAAUGGCCGGCCUAUGCCAGUCUACCUCAGGCCAUCCCGACAUGCUGUGGCCGACUAUCUCGCCGAAUAUCCUUACCAUGUGGGUAUCGCCGUCUCAGUCCGGAACGGAGAGCAAGUCAGCGGGAUUUCUCGUCGUGGCGAUGGUUUUUACGUCGCGUCGCAUAACAUCCUGUGUAGGAAUCUUGUCCUUGCGUCUGGAGUUUUCAGCGAACUCAUCCAGCCGCGACCUCUACUCCGUCCACUUGUUGAACUUCCUGCCAAACAGAUGGGACCGUCUCCGAACCCGCUUCUUGUCAUUGGCUCCGGCUUCAGUGCUGCCGAUGUGAUUAUUUCGAGCCCGCCAAACCAAAGAAUCAUUCACAUUUACAAAUGGGCUCCUUCAACAUCUCCAUCUCCGUUACGCGCUUGUCACCAGCAAGCUUAUCCCGAAUAUGCAGGGGUGUAUCGCCGAAUGAAACUUGCCGCCAACCCUUCCCCUACGCCCAAGGACAAACGCCUGAGAAAUCGUCGAAUCAUGUCCGAAUUUGAAUCAAGUCGCGAUUGGAAUGCGACGUACGAGGGACUGCCAAACACUGAGGUCAUCGGUGUUCAAGUCACCGACAACGGGCUCGCAGCCAUUGUCACUUUGCAACAUGCCAGCAAGACCGAACCGCCAUUUCAGCGCCAUGUGAGUGGCUUGGAGUAUGUGGUUGGGAGACGGGGUUCGCUCAAUUAUCUCUCACGGAGCCUUCUGCGGGAAGUGGUAACGAAAGAAAUUGAUGUGCCACCGCCUUCAAAUGCCGGUCUGAUAUCAGCGCAGAUAUUACGCGAGAAGGCGAAUGAAGAUCUCGAGGUUGCGCCGCAUGUUUUUAUCAUCGGUAGUCUCACUGGCGAUUCCUUGAUUCGCUUUGCAUACGGUGGAUGUGCCUACGCUGCAGGGAAGAUCAUGCGGGACGAGUCUCAGAGUGGUAAGAAUGAAGUCGAGUUGAACAAGUCAAGGAACACCGGGGCAGUCAAGGUUUGUCUGGGCCAGUACCAAACACCGGCUUCGUCGCCAAAGAUUCCUGCUAUGAAUGGCCUAGAUGGGCAUGAGUCGAGUCCUGUGAGCUUAGCGGAAAGAACUGUUAUGUCUCUGGAUAGACGCAAAUAG